UUUUUCUUUUAAUUUCCUGCUCCUGCCUUCUUCUAUUUAGCCUUUAGCUUCCUUCGGCUGUCAAGGGUUAUAUGAACCACUUAGCUAACUGCAGUAUUUAAUUAAAUUCCGAAUCAUUUAAAAAAUAAAUAAAAUAAAAUGGAGGAUGAAGAGCAGGAUCUACUACUCAAUCGCAUAGAGCAGGACAUUAUUAAUUCUUGUCCAAGGUGCUCACAUGUCAAGGACAUAGUUAAGAAACAUGUCAAGGACAUAGUUAAGAAAUUCAAAAGAGACCGCAGAUGUUAUAAGCUGAAAGACAAGCUGGACAAGAAGGAGUGGCAUGGCAACCGCAACAGAGGCACUGUUGCUGAGCACGGUGAAGUGGCACUGCCGCACCUGGGAGGCGGGGCGAGCUUUAGGGGCAUGAAGCGUGGCCGUGGCAAGCGCACUUCUGCUCUCUUGGCCGUCAGGAAUGUUUCUGCCCCUGAUUUGACUUCUCUUGAAGAUCACUCCAGUGUGAGCAGUUAUGACGUGCAUAAACCUCCACUUUUGAAAGAAGCAGUUCCCGCCGCUGUUGAAUUAAAUAUGCCCAUAUCAGAAAACUCGGGCACUUCUAAUAUCUUCCAGUCUCCUAGUUCUGCCCGUGUACAGACCACAACACGCAGAGGUAGAGGUCGAGGCAGAGGAGGAAGCAAAGCAAGAGGGAAUCGGUCUAAUUUAGGCUCCAGUUCAAUGAUAGCUGCUGCUGCUAUGCACAGUUCUGAAGAGCUCGUCUCCGUGAACCAGGUUAAACCAGCGCAACCUGUUGCAUUGCCCAACAAUGGUAAUGGCGAUUCCAUGAGCCACUGUGAGGAAAUCAAUCAAGUGGAAUCAAUGAAACCAAAAGAAAAAGUUUCCCUGCGGUUGAACAAAAUCAGUGGUGUGGAUUCCAAUGGAAUAUCGGAAUCACAAGCUAAAAAGGAUAACUUGGCAGGAGCUGCAGUGAAGGUCGUGGCCUCGACUGGUGACCCUGUGCUUGGUUCAGUUCAAGAAAGGACAUCGAAAUUAAACCUAAACAGAUCUCUCCCACUGUCCUGCAGUUCUACAGAUGUUAGCGAUACUGUAGCGGUAUCACUGACUUCGAACUUCGAUUACUUGGAAAAUAUUCCUGGCUGUGUAGGGGAAGACGAGUUGGUGCCCUCCAUACCUAUUUCAAAUGUAGAUAACUUUCCUACAGCUGAGUUUGUAGAAAGUACACCAAUAGACUCAUGUCAUGGCCAAGAUUUUCAUCAUGAUUUAAAUUUAAGUAUAAUCAAUGAUGCUUUUCUAGAGACUAUGGGUCCAGGUAUUGAACUAGAAACCAUUGAUGAAAUUGAAGCAGCAAUGAAUACUCAACCUUCCACCAUUCCUGCAUUCCGCAUGACAGAGAAGAGUUUUGAGAGAAAUUCUUCUGAUGUCAGAAAUUUGGUUUGUACCAAUGCAAGAGAUGUCCCGGAUCUACCUUCUGAGGAAUCCGAGAUCAUUAAAGAUGAUGGAUGCAAAAAACGUGCACUUGUUGGUAAAUUUGAGCCUUGUAAAACAUCUAAACGGUCAAAGACCAGUGACCCACCAAAUGCAAGCAAGAGUCGCACUCAUGAUGGACCCUCCGCGACUGUUAUGUUAAGUGCUUGUGAGAAUGAAAGAGCAAAAUGCUUGAAACCUUCUAGUGCGACUAUAAACAUAGCAUCGUCAGCUGACAGCAACGUGGAUGAGAACUCUGCAGAUGUCUCUUCACCACCAAGCAGUCCUGUCGAUCCAGGCUCUGCUGAAAUUGAUGGUCAAGCUCCGAGAUUUGAUAUUCAGCAUCAGGAGCAAUUAUCUGGAGGGUCUCAAUUGAUUGAAAAGCUGAAGAAUUUAGAAAUUGAAAGUUUUGUGGAGAAUAAAAAAAUGAAGGCAAAACAGACUCUAAAUGAAGACAGUAAACUCGAUGGGGCAGGGUUAGGUGAAAACGAUCAUCUUGUAUUUCUGCAUCCUGACGGCAAGAAGACGGUCAUUAAUUUUGUUCCUCAAAUACAGUCUGAUGGAAAAGCUAAAUAUCAAAUCCCUGACGAAGCCUCGGACAACGUAAUGGAAAAUUCUAAUCGUGAGGCUAUGUCAAAUGGGGAGAAGAUCAUUGCAGACGUACAGCCGUCCCCUGUUGGUCAAGCUUUUAGGGCAGUGCCGGUGAAACUGAAGAAUUCUUGUAAAGAAUCAAAACAAGGCGUGGUCACGGCGAGACAGGCAUCACAUUCAACAAAUGAUAGCUUUGAAUGUCCUAUCUCUAAAUCUGCCAAGGCUGUUGCAAAAGUGGGUAUGAAUAAAAUUAAAGAUUUUGCUCGUGAUUGCAACGGAGACUGCAACCAGAAUAAUGGAAAUGUUACGAAAAAUUCAAUCCCUUGCAUAAGUGUGGAAGGCGGUAAAGUUACUGAUCAAAUAAAUUCGCCUGUUACUGCGUCAGUUCUUGAAAUAAAUGAAAAAACUCAUAAAGACAUUUCGAUGGAUUCCACUUCUUCCAUAAGGAUUCCAUUGUAUUACAUCAAGUACUUACAAGGCGUGAAUCUCCAGCCUAUUGUGCGUCUUGUAGACAUAGCGCAUACCAAGCCUUCAAAGGAAACUGCGCAGUCAAGAGGAUCGAUUUCGUCUCCUCAGCAUCAAGGGAACAACAGCCUUCACUGCCAUUCUCAGCCACGCAAAGACAAAAAUUUGCGACUGAAAGAGCGGAGGCGCCUGACGCUGGUGUGCACGGGGCUGACGGCGGACGAGACGCGCACGGUCUGCUCGCUCCUCAAGAACUUGUGCUGCUCGAGUGCCGGUGGUGACAGUAGCAAACCCAGGGGCGAGAUUCUCAAGACCUGGGUCCCUGGUGUCACUCACGUUAUUGUCAAAUGUGGGGCGGACAAAACGACAGAGCGUACAUUGGAGUACCUGUACGGCGUGGCCUCCGGCUGCUGGGUGCUCAGCUACCAGUGGGCGUUGAGAUCCCUGCAAAAGGGGCGCCUGUUGCCUGAGAAACCCUUCGAGGCCCUGGAUUCGACCGGCUGGGCGGGACCAGCGCGCGGUCGGCUGCUGUGGCAGGAGAGGCGCCUACUUCAGGGCUGCGUCCUUUGCUUCCUGGAGCCCUUGGGGAACUGGUCUCUGCAGCAGUUCGUGGAUCUGGUGCAGUUGUGCGGAGGGCAGGUGACUAAGGAUGGAGCUCACCUCAAGACGUUCCCACCACCUGCAGCAGGUGCCCAUCACCAGCUGCGUCUGAUCGUCAUCAACACUUUUGGAAGGAAGAAAGACAACAUCCUUCGGGCUAAGAGUCUGAGCAAUAGUUACGGGUUUUCGGUGGUCGACUCUGCAUGGCUGGUCGCAAGCGUGGCGAUGUACUCGCUGGUUGCUCUCUCUCCGUACCUCCUCUCACCACCCGACGCGCCUCUCCUGAAGGCCUCUGGUAUCUCUAUGCAGCUGCAGCAGGACACCCAAGAUUUCGUGUAGCUCAAGAGCUGCUCUACGUGUGCAUGCACACCUGCUUGCGGUCUCGGGUGUCUCCACGAAGCUGCAGCAGGACACCCAAGAUUCCGUGUAGCUCUUCAGCUGCUCUGCAUGUACACGCAAUGAUCCUAGAGGCUUCGUUUGCCUCCACGCAUCUGCUAAAGGACAAUGGACUUGGUGUAGCGCGUCGGCGCUCAUGCUCAGCCGUGUACUGCUUCUUGUAUACUUCGUGCUCGUUGAAUAUAUGCGUGCCGUAUUAUGCGUGACAUUUCGCGUUCUAGUCACAAUGGAAUUUAAAUCUUCAGUUUUUGAAGGCUUAAUUGUGUUCAGUUAUCCAUUUUAUGUUGCAGCACUCUUAGGAGGUUCAGUUUCCGCGCUCGUACGCGUUACACGAGUGUAGCAUGAAACGCGUUUUGCUUCAUGAUACAUUUGUUUCUUUCAAUUCAGCGGAUGUAGUUGUUGUCAUUCACCUUUCGUUAAAGAAUUAAGAAUUAGGAAGACGCCAAGCGUCUCCCCGCAGUUACUGAAGGAUUCCUAUUAUGUCGUGUGCACGUACGAAAGAAUACACGUGUCACAAGCGUGACUGUUUAAUUAUAGGCACAGAAUUUUGUGAUCUUCCUUUUAUUUUACAGUCAACUGCCUUUUUUUUAUUCUAUACUAUCAUAUUUUACGUUGUUUGAUUUUAUAGUCCGGACAACCGUGUUUUAAUGAUGUAGUAGCCUCGUUUCCUCUAACUCAGCGGACAUAGUUUGUUGAUUUUAUUGGAGGUUGAUCACUAUUAAUAAAAAUUGUUUCUAGUUUGUU
Molecule: messenger RNA, 4254 nt
Organism: Hyalella azteca
Lineage: Eukaryota; Metazoa; Arthropoda; Malacostraca; Amphipoda; Hyalellidae
Product: breast cancer type 1 susceptibility protein homolog
Exons: 8
Coding region: 139-3453 (1104 amino acids)
Biological process (GO): negative regulation of fatty acid biosynthetic process; double-strand break repair via homologous recombination; positive regulation of transcription by RNA polymerase II
Cellular component (GO): BRCA1-A complex; BRCA1-BARD1 complex; plasma membrane
Molecular function (GO): ubiquitin-protein transferase activity
Source: RefSeq, a predicted model, not a curated record